AGUGUGAGGGGACUCGGGCGGAGGCAAACCCUCGCUGCCUUUUUUGACCUUCCUUUUGUCCGAGGGGGUCCGUCCGGCUCAGGGUCGCUGCCGCCCCGCCGCAGCGCGCUUGGGUCCGGCCGCCUCUUCCUUUUCUUUGAAACUCGGGAGCCUUUUCCCCUUUUUCCGUCUCCGUUUUGGGCACUCAGUGCCGUCUGGGCUGGUGUCCCUGGUCCCCGACCGGCCGCUUCCUGCCCGUGCGCUCGUCGCCCCCGCCCAGGGUCUCCCCUGCGCCCCCGCCCCGGCCCGGGAGGUGGGAGGCUUCGUCCCCUCCGCCCACCCGCGUCUCCGCAGCCGUAGCCGCACCUGCCUCGGUAUGAACGGGGGCACCGACCCUCCUCUUUUCAUAAAAGACAUUAAGCCCGGACUGAAAAACUUAAAUGUCGUCUUUAUUGUGCUGGAGAUAGGACGCGUGACCAAAACCAAAGACGGCCAUGAAGUGAGAUCAUGCAAAGUGGCAGACAAAACGGGCAGCAUCACUAUUUCCGUGUGGGAUGAAAUCGGAGGUCUUAUCCAGCCGGGGGACAUUAUUCGGUUGACCCGAGGGUAUGCAUCCAUGUGGAAAGGAUGUUUGACGCUGUACACUGGAAGGGGUGGAGAACUUCAAAAAAUUGGGGAAUUUUGUAUGGUUUAUUCAGAAGUGCCAAAUUUCAGUGAACCCAACCCAGAUUAUCGAGGACAACAGAGCAGAGGGGCACACAAUGAGCAGAAGAAUAAUUCCAUGAAUAAUAAUAUGGGUACAGGUACAUUUGGACCAGUGGGAAAUGGGGUUCAAGCUGGCCCAGAAUCAAGGGGAUGCCAGUUUUCAUAUGCUGGUAGAAGCAAUGGCCGGGGACCUACAAAUUCACAGCUACAAGGAACAGCUAAUAAUCAAACAGUCAUGACCACAAUAAGUAAUGGCAGGGACCCUCGGAGAGCCUUUAAAAGAUGACCUAUGCUCAGUACUCACAUGUAGUUUUUAAACUACACACCCUACUUGAACACUUACUGCACUUUUAUUUAUCGUUAACUGUGAAAACUGUGUCCUUUAUCGGUUUCCUCUUAUGUUUUGGGUUUGUUAACAAGAGUGGAUUGUUCUUAUAGCAAAACUGUUAAGCUGCUCAAGUCUCCUGUUGAAGAAUUUGAAGAAUGGGAAGACUCUGAAAAGUAGGGGCAUUUAUUUUUAGGGCAAAAAGAUCAAUGGUUAUCCUCUAAAAACACGCCCCUGUUCCGUGGGUGAGUUUCUUAAGACAUCAGCAUUAUAGCCUCUAUGAGUCUGUCUUCCAUAUACAUUUCGUAAUAUUUAAAGUAAGGCUUAGUGGGAGAUGUUCUUUUGUCUUAAAUUCAGGUAUUGCCAACUGAAGCAAUAACUACCAAAACCCCCCACAAAA
Messenger RNA from Lontra canadensis (Northern American river otter), 1409 nucleotides. It is a transcript of the gene NABP1, whose product is annotated as nucleic acid binding protein 1. The transcript is spliced from 6 exons. Gene Ontology annotation, molecular function: DNA binding. Gene Ontology annotation, cellular component: SOSS complex. Bases 356 to 970 code for a protein of 204 amino acids. Lineage: Eukaryota; Metazoa; Chordata; Mammalia; Carnivora; Mustelidae. The record is from RefSeq and is a predicted model, not a curated record. Gene Ontology annotation, biological process: mitotic cell cycle checkpoint signaling; double-strand break repair via homologous recombination; response to ionizing radiation.